GGCGCAGUAGCGGUUCGGAGUGAGGGUAGCACGUUAAGCUGAAGGCUGUGUCGAGCGCCGCGGCACAGGUCCUGGCCUUGAACCCAGUGUGUGGUGGGAAUCCCGAGCCGGGCCAGGUCUGGGUCCCUGGGAAUGGAUCUCGUGUGGAGUGCGUGGUACGGAAAGUGCGUCAAAGUGAAAGAAUCGUCGCCACUCUGGGCUCAGAGCAUCGUGGUCGCCUGGCUCACUAGGGCCGAAUGGGACCAGGUGACGGUUUAUCUGUUCUGUGACGACCAUAAGUUGCAGCGCUACGCGCUGAACCGCAUCACCGUGUGGAGAAGCAGGUUAGGCAACGAACUCCCCCUGGCAGUGGCUUCUACUGCUGACCUGAUACGCUGUAAGCUCAUGGAUGUAACUGGUGGCUUGGGCACUGAUGAACUUAGACUGCUGUAUGGCAUGGCAUUGGUCAGGUUUGUGAAUCUUAUCUCGGAGAGGAAGACAAAGUUUUCCAAGCUCCCUCUCAAGUUCCUGGCUCAGGAGGUGAACAUUCCGGAUUGGAUUGUUGAACUUCGCCAUGAGUUGACCCACAAGAAAAUGCCUCAUAUAAAUGACUGUCGCAGAGGCUGCUACUUUGUCCUGGAUUGGCUCCAGAAGACCUACUGGUGCCGCCAACUGGAAAACAGCCUGAGAGACACCUGGGAGUUGGAGGAAGAUGGGGAAGAGACAGAUGAAGAGGACCAGGAGGAAGAUAACAUCAUUGUCGAUGACAUCACAGAACAGAAACCAGAGCCUCAGGACAAUACGAAAGAUGAUGAGUCAGCUGUCAGGGCUGAUGGUGACAGCAAAGGCAGUGACGAGAUGGAUUCUUCUUGCAAAAAGGCUCUGAGACAUAAAGAGCUAUAUGAAAGAGCCCGAGAACUGCUGGUGUCAUAUGAAGAGGAACAGUUUAAGGUGCUGGAGAAAUUUAGGCAUUUACCUCAGGCCAUUAAGGUGUGGAGUGACGCGUCCCCACGUGUAGAAUGCGUCCUGGCAGAGCUCAAGGGCAUUACGUGGGAGAACAGGGAGGCAGUGCUGGAUGCUUUUCUAGAUGACGGCUUUCUCAUCCCCACGUUUGAGCAGCUGGCAGCUUUGCAGAUAGACUAUGAAGAUGGUCAGACUGAGGUCCAGAGAGGGGAAGGUACUGAUGCAAAGUCACACAAAAACGUGGACUUGAGUGACAUCCUGGUGCCAAAGCCGUUCUCUCAGUUCUGGCAGCCCCUGCUCAGGGGCCUGCACUCCCAGACGUUCACGCAGGCCCUGCUGGAGAGGAUGCUCUCUGAGCUGCCAGCCUUGGGGGACAGCGGGAUCCGAUCCACCUACAUCCUCAGAUGGACUGUUGAACUGAUCGUGGCCAACACCAAGACCGGACGGAAUGCUCGCCGAUUUUCUGCAAGCCAGUGGGAAGCAAGAAGGAGCUGGAGGCUGUUCAGCUGCUCCGCCUCCCUUGACUGGCCCCGGGUGGUGGAGUCCUGCUUGGGCUCACCUUGCUGGGCCAGCCCCCAACUCCUUCAGCUCAUCUUCAAAGCCAUGGGGCAGGUCCUGCCAGAUGGGGAGCAGGAGAAGCUGCUGCGCAUCUGUUCCAUUUAUACCCAGAGCGGAGAAAACAGCUUGGUGCAGGAGGGCUUCGAGGCCUCCACCAUUGGGAAGUGUCCGUACACGCUGGACAGCCUGUAUUGGAGUCUCAAACCAGCUGGCUCCAGCCUCAGGUCUGAAACAAAGGCCCAGCAGCAGCAGGAGGAUCAGGGCAGCAUUCAUGAUGUCAAGGAAGAAGAGAAGGAAGAGAAAGAGGUCUUGCAAGACCAGGUGGAAGAGGAGGAAGAGGAGGAGGAAGAAGAAAAUUAUGACCAGGAAGAAGAGGAAGAAGAGGAUGAUGAUGAGGAUGAUGAUGAGGAUGACGAUGAGGAUGACGAUGACGAUGAUGAUGAGGAUGAAGAGGAAGACAGAAUGGAGGAGGGGCCUUUCUCUAUAGGGCAGGAGUCCCCCACUGCUGAGAAUGCCAGGCUCCUGGCCCAGAAAAGAGGAGCUCUGCAGGGCUCUGCAUGGCAGGUUAGCUCUGAAGAUGUGCGAUGGGACACGUUCCCCCUAGGCGGAAUGCCAGGUCAGAGCGAAGACCCAGCAGAGCUCAUGCUGGAGAAUUAUGACACCAUGUAUCUUUUGGACCAGCCUGUGCUAGAGCAGCGGCUGGAACCCCCAAUGUGCAAGACUGGCACCCUGGGCCUGAGCUGUGGUGUUGGCAGUGGCAACUGCAGCAACAGCAGCAGCAGCAACUUUGAGGGCCUUCUCUGGAGCCAGGGGCAGCUGCAUGGGCUCAAAACUGGCCUGCAGCUCUUCUGAUGCCAGCCCUGGUGCAAGUGUUCAUCCAGCCCUGCCAGGGCAACAGCCCAUGCCCCAGCGUACCUGAUGCUCCCUGAGACAACCUGAGAGACAACCCGGAUCAGCCACGUCAGCUCGGCUUUCCACCACAGUGGAACUUUGAAUGUCUUUUGGGUCUGUUUUGUUUUGAAAAACAAUAAACAGGUAAUUGU
Messenger RNA from Propithecus coquereli (Coquerel's sifaka), 2543 nucleotides. It is a transcript of the gene LAS1L, whose product is annotated as LAS1-like (S. cerevisiae). Gene Ontology annotation, biological process: maturation of 5.8S rRNA; maturation of LSU-rRNA. The transcript is spliced from 14 exons. Gene Ontology annotation, molecular function: endonuclease activity. Gene Ontology annotation, cellular component: Las1 complex; preribosome, large subunit precursor. The coding region runs from base 133 to 2352 and encodes 739 amino acids. The record is from RefSeq and is a predicted model, not a curated record. NCBI's taxonomy places the organism in Eukaryota, Metazoa, Chordata, Mammalia, Primates, Indriidae.